Molecule: messenger RNA, 1438 nt
Organism: Rana temporaria (common frog)
Lineage: Eukaryota; Metazoa; Chordata; Amphibia; Anura; Ranidae
Gene: RASSF5
Product: Ras association domain family member 5
Exons: 5
Coding region: 343-1104 (253 amino acids)
Biological process (GO): signal transduction
Cellular component (GO): nucleus
Source: RefSeq, a predicted model, not a curated record
AGAAGGUAAUGUGAAGCCCCUCACUAUACAGUGUGCACUUGCCGACUUCCUCUCGCCCUUCUGACUGGCUGUGUAUAAGAGAUGAUGAAUCUACCUAGAAAAUCGCGGCAUGACACAGGCAAUGAAGGGAAGUGGUUUACCCGAAAUAGAGCCAGAGAAGGGAGGGGUCAGAGAGCGAGCAGAGAGCACGGAACUGAGGUCGGUGCGGAGCCCAGUGAUGAGCAGAGCCGAUGAGGAGGUAGCUCAGCUGUACGGAUGAAGAUGUAGGUGGUGGUACUGGAGACAUAACUCUUAUCUGAUGUGAUUGGUCCUCUCGGAUUAUUCCAGUUUUAGAGACUACCUAUGAUGGUCAGUGGAAGUAUGAGCAGUGGUUACAGUAGCCUGGAGGAGGACAUUGAGGACUACUUCUUCACAGCCAAGGAGAACCUGUCCAGGAGAAGUGCUAAGGUCCAGAAUGUACAGUCAGAAGAAAAAAAGCCUGACCUACAGGAGCUGAUGCGGAAGAUAGAAAUCUUCAACAAUGAGGUUCAAAAUGGCCUUGUAAUGAAAAUGGCAGAGGAUGGAACAUACACUGGAUUCAUUAAAGUGCAUUUGCAGCUUCGGCGUCCAGUCACUGUAUCCUCUCAGACACCAUCCGUUUACACCAAAAAAGAAGCAUCAUCGAAUAAAGCAAAAGAAAACUGGACCUCCAUCAACGUACCACUGGAUGCAAUGAAGCAGUUACAUAUUAGCAGUAUCACAACAGCCAGUGAGGUCAUCCGUGGGCUUUUACAAAAAUUUCAAGUGGUAGAUGACCCUCUAAAAUUUGCACUAUUCAAGAAAAUGCAGAAGGAAGGACAAGUUUUUUUUCAGAAGCUAGCAGUGACGGAGCACCCACUUUAUGUCCGCCUUUUAGCUGGUCCAGACGCUGAUGUACUGAGUUUUGUACUAAAGGAGAACGAAAUAGGAGACGUACAGUGGGAUGCCUUUACAGUACCAGAAUUGCAAAACUUCUUGCUUAUUUUGGAAAAAGAAGAACGGGAGAAAGUGCAACACGUCCAAAAGAAAUUUGUAACCUUUCGUCAGCAUUUGCAAGAAGCUCUUAAGGAUAACAAAAAGAAGUAAAUCUUUUGAACAUCUUCAAAACAAACUGGACUCAUUCAGUCUAUUCCUACCUCUAAAAUUACCAUACCAUUUUAAAUUAAACGUGGUCUUAAAAUUUUUAGGGGUACUUUCAAUGGCAACUGGGAAAUUGCACUUUUUUACCCGUUUUGUUGUAUUUUUUACUGGAGCAAAAAACAUGAGGUUUAUUGCCUUGGUUUGAUACUUGGUUGCUGAAGAGGUCGGAUUAACCCUAGUACCUGCUUUGUAACAAAGCUUUCUAGUAUUGGGUAUCUUUAAAGUUUAUACAAUGAAAACCCUGAAGUUCAUGUAUCUUUCCAUGCAUACUAUUUAUUGU